Messenger RNA from Megalopta genalis, 2742 nucleotides. RefSeq lists its product as uncharacterized. Lineage: Eukaryota; Metazoa; Arthropoda; Insecta; Hymenoptera; Halictidae. The record is from RefSeq and is a predicted model, not a curated record. Gene Ontology annotation, molecular function: protein binding.
AGGGUCGCGACCCUCCGGGAGCCCUCCGACACGUCGACUAUCAGGUUGUCCUUGUCGCAGAUCGGGUACGGCUGGCCGUUUCGUUGGUAAAACUGCGGGCAGAAGACAGGAGGAUUCGAGAGAACGGACUUUCUCCGAGGGAUCGACGGGGCUGUACCUUGACGGUGAAGGUCAUCGUCUCGCCCACCAGCUGCGGCUCGUUCCACUUGAAGUGGACCAGACAGUUCCUCGGCAGCAGAUACUUGCCGGUGACGUAUUGCAACAGGGUGCGCUUCGCUUCCGGUGCCAAGGCUGGCUGGGUCAUCGCAGCCAGGAUCACCAGGCCCGCCAUAGACACGGAAACAACCAACAUUCCACCUAACGGAGCGUACCGAAUUAAUGAUACGGCGGAGGCCUGGUUAAACGGUCAAGCUACCCCAUGUCCACGCGUGUUGAUGUUGGCUGUUCUUGACCACGGCGCUCCACAGAUCUGCCUUGAGCGUCUCCAAGUCCUCCUUGGACGUGGGUAAAGUCUGUCUGGCUUCUCUCCAUCGCGGCAAGUCCUUGCCAAGAGCUGCCCGCGCCGCGUUGUCCUCCACCCAGUAGACGUCCUCCAAAGACAUAACCUCCAUCUGCAUCAGCCUGCGAGAAGAGGUUACAAGACCAGGCUCUGAUCGAUAUCGUUUCGAAUGCAAGACAGAAAAAGUCUCUGGAUCGAGAGACGAUCGCUCACUUUUGAUAAUAGUUGUGCAGGCCAUGGUCUUGCAGCCACUCGAGGAGGACCAACCUCUGCAGCAGCUGGCGCGCGGCGCGUUGCAGGCGUUCCUCAUCCUGUGCCGGAAGCUGCGGUAGCGCGUCGACGUCGCCGCAGCUCGCGAGGGACGAGAUCCCUGAAACAGAACCACACGUAAUUCGAUUUCAAAGCGAAACAAUCGUUAUCGGGAUUUUUCUAAUUAGCGGCCGGGACCGAGGCAGAUAGGCCGCGUAUCUUCGGUCGAAUGCGGGAAGCGGUUUCGUCAGAUAAACCGGAACUGUCGCGGCAUUUCCGCGCGCUCGUUGUCAUUCCGUGGUGCGUCGCGAGUACGUCGAGCCGCAAAGAUGCGUUCCAAGUUGUUCCACGUUCUCCUGUUCGUCGCCGAGCGCGUCGUCGCCGCGCUGGCGAUAUGCACCGUGACCAGACACGAGGGAGAUUUUGGCGACCGCGUUCAGUGCCAGAACACGAGCCUGGCCGCCCUGGCGAACGUGAACUCGUCGGAGGUCGCCGCAUUGAUGAUCUUCCAGUCGAACUUGGCCGUGAUUCCUGGAUCGGCUUUCGCCCGUUUCUCCGGGAGUCUGAAUUCGUUGAACAUCCACAUGUGCCGGCUGAGGAACAUUAGCGCGGACGCGUUCCAUGGGCUGGCCAAGCUGAAGAAGCUGAGCCUUCCGAAUAACAACAUCUCAUCGGUGAAGGAGGAGUGGUUCAAGGACACGGUGUAUUUGGAGCAGCUGGACUUGUCCUACAACCGAAUCGACCGGCUCAACCCGGCGAUAUUCUCGAGGAUGUUGCUUUUGAAGCGUCUCGAUGUCCGGGAGAACCGUCUGACGUGCUUGGACUGGACCAGCCUGCCCGGCGGCAUCGAGAAGGUCUACUUCUUCGGUAACCCGUUGACCUUCCUCUGCCGCGGCAAGCUAACGCUCUGGAUGCGGGAUCACGGGGUGAGCUACAAGACCGGAGCCAGCGACGCGAAGGAGGCAUGGCUGGACAAGCUGCUUUGGCUCUGCGCCAUCGACGACUCGGCCGUCGCCGGGUCCGAGCUGCUGAUCAAGGAGUGCUUGCUCCUGAAUCUGUUCGAGCAGCUGAAGACCGGGCUGACCACCGCCGAGUCUUAUCCGCUCCAAAUUUCUUACGACUGCGCGGAUGCGAUGGAUCGUCUGAUGGUCUGCGCGGCCAAGGAGUCCGAGGAUGCCGGACCUUCGACGAACGCGCGUUUCGUCACCAAUCUAUUGCUGUAUCUGCGAGAAGCCAGGUCCAGCUAGGAGAGAAGUCCGGGGCCUGUCGUUGAAACGUUUCGCUCCGUCGACAUCUGCGGGUCGGUCUCCGGACCGCAGAUACAGCGGUGUCCCAUAAUUAUGUUAACGCCCGGGAGCGGAUGAUUCCUUAGGCGAUUCGAAGUAACUUAAUUAAGUUAGAAGCGUGCCCGAUGAAACAGGAAAAUCUCGAGCGAAUCUUAAAACUUGCUAAUAUUUAACUUCUUUUUGUGAAAAUUGGGUCGUUGAACGCAACUGCUUUCUCGCUAUCUUCAUUUCACACGUCACAGUAUUCUUGGUACUACGCGUAGCGAUAUUAUAUAAUAUCGAUAUUUUUUACAAUAUUAUAAUUUAUAUAUUAUCGCCGAGGAAAAAGUUACUACAGAUCGCCUCAGGUGUUAACAUAAUUAUGGGACACCCUGUAGACUCGAAGUCACUUUUACACUUUCAGUGAUGUUCCAACGAAAGCUUAACAACUUAACAUCUGUAAAAAGUUACUUCGAGUUUAUAAAUUGUUCGCAGCACUGUAGACGGUCUCUCUUUUAGCUGUAUAUUUCCCUGUAUAUUUAAAGAAAAACUUGACAAAAUAUCGUAUCUGUAUAUUUCUAUAUUAUAAUGAAUAGAAAACAGAAAUAUACGAAGAUGAUAUUUUGUUAGGUUUCCGUUCGGAUAUCGGUGACGAUGUAAAAGCCGCUUCGAGUCUACAGUUAUGCACACACCACUGUAUCUGAAAUAAAGUUUCGUGCUCUGCGCAUC